Messenger RNA from Phycodurus eques (leafy seadragon), 3066 nucleotides. It is a transcript of the gene slc9a5, whose product is annotated as solute carrier family 9 member A5. Bases 164 to 2914 code for a protein of 916 amino acids. Gene Ontology annotation, biological process: sodium ion transport; regulation of pH; proton transmembrane transport. Gene Ontology annotation, cellular component: membrane. The transcript is spliced from 16 exons. Lineage: Eukaryota; Metazoa; Chordata; Actinopteri; Syngnathiformes; Syngnathidae. The record is from RefSeq and is a predicted model, not a curated record. Gene Ontology annotation, molecular function: sodium:proton antiporter activity.
AAAAAAAAAAAAAUCAACAAAAAAAGGAUAACUAAAUAGUCCUCGGGCUGGGUCACGCGACUCCGUGGCCCCGCCCCCACCUCUGCUCCCCCGGGGGCGCGCGCGCGCGCGCGUCCAAGCGCAAGUGUUUAUAAGCGGCACGAGGACGCCCAGACGCGGGAACAUGCCUGCGCUCGUCAACGUGCGUGUGCGCGUGCCCGCGCCGCUGCGGCCGCCGCCGCCGCCGCCGCCGCUGCUGCUGCUGCUGUUGCUGCUGCUCCUCGCGGCUUCCGGCACCGGGAGCGGCCCCGUCGGGCCCCCCGGCUCGUCUCCCCCCGAGGAGCAUCCGAACCGCGGCGGCGGGUUCCGGGUGGUCCAGUGGGAGUGGAGCUACGUGCAGACCCCUUACGUCAUCGCCGUGUGGCUCCUGGUGGCCAGCGUGGCCAAAAUCGUGUUCCACUUUUCGCAGCGUUUCACCACUGUGGUUCCCGAGAGCUGCCUGUUAAUCCUGUUGGGUCUGGUCCUGGGCGGCCUGGUCCUUCUGGCCAAUGAGAAGCAGCUGUACCAGCUGGAGCCCGCCCUCUUCUUCCUGUUCCUGCUGCCGACCAUUGUGGGCGACGCCGGCUACUUCAUGCCCGCGCGCCUCUUCUUCGACAACCUGGGCGCCAUCCUCACGUACGCCGUGGCCGGAACGCUCUGGAACGCUUUCUGCACAGGAUUCGGACUGCACGCCGCAAACGUCAUGGGACUCAUCGACGAGCGCGUGCAGGCCGGCCUGAUGGACUUCCUGUUGUUCGGAGCGUUGAUCUCGGCCGUGGACCCGGUGGCCGUGUUGGCCGUCUUCGAGGAAGUUCACGUCAACGACACGCUCUUCAUCAUCGUCUUCGGAGAGUCGCUGCUCAAUGACGCCGUCACCGUGGUGUUGUACAAAGUUUAUAUUUCCUUUGUGGAAGUUGGAGUGGAGAACGUGCAGACGGCAGAUUACUUCAAAGGAAUCGCGUCCUUCCUGGUGGUCAGCGUGGGCGGGACCCUAGUGGGUCUGGUCUUCGCGGUCCUCCUGAGCUUCAUCACGCGCUUCACCAAAAAGGUUCGAAUCAUCGAGCCGCUCUUCGUCUUCCUGCUGGUCUACCUCGCCUACCUCACCGCCGAACUCUUCUCCCUGUCUUCCAUCUUGUCAAUGACGUUCUGCGGCAUCGGCGCUAACAAGUACGUGGAGGCCAACAUCUCGCAGAAGUCUCGGACCACGGUCAAGUACACCACGAAGACCCUGGCCAGCAUCGCCGAGACCCUCAUCUUCAUCUUCCUCGGCAUCUCCGCCGUGGACAAGUCCAAGUGGGCCUGGGACACGGGCCUAGUGGCCUGCACCCUCGUGUUCAUCUUCGUCUUCAGAGCCGUGGGCGUGGUGGGCCAGACCUGGGUCCUGAACCGGUUCCGUCUGGUGCCGCUGGAGAAGAUCGACCAGGUGGUGAUGUCGUACGGCGGCCUGCGGGGGGCGGUGGCCUUCGCUCUGGUGGUCCUGCUGGACGGCGAACACGUCAAGGCCAAAGACUACUUUGUGGCCACCACCAUCGUGGUGGUCUUCUUCACCGUGAUGUUCCAGGGUUUGACCAUCAAGCCGCUGGUCAAGUGGCUGAAAGUUCCUCGCUCCACCAGCAGGAAGCCCACCAUCAACGAGGAGAUUCAUGAGAGGGCGUUCGACCACAUCCUGACGGCGGUGGAGGACAUCGCCGGCCUUCAGGGCUACCACCACUGGAGGGACAAGUGGGAGCAGUUUGACAAGAAUCACCUGAGCAAGCUUCUGCUGAGGAAGUCGGUGUACAGGAAGAGCGAGCUGUGGGAGGCGUACCAGAAGAUCAACAUCCGAGACGCCAUCAGCGUCAUCGACCGGGGUGGAAACGUUCUGACCUCGGCCAGACUCUCGCUGCCCUCCAUGACCGGCAGGACCUCCUUUCCGGACGCCUCCGUCGCUAACUACCUGCGCGAGAACGGCAGCGGCGUGUGUUUGGACCUCCAGGUCAUCGAUAACGUUCCCGGUGCCAAAGUGGAGGAGGGCAUGGAGACUCAUCACGUCCUCGCAGAAAACCUCUACAAACCCCGCAGACGAUACCAGUCGCACUACAGUCGUCACUUCAUGCCGGCGGGCGAGAAGGAGCGGCAGGAUCGAGAAGUUUUCCAGAGGAACAUGAAGAGCCGCAUGGAGACCUUCAAGUCGGGACGACACAAGCGGCACAAGAAGGAGCGAAGCGUCAAGAAGCGCCGAGGGUCCGACUCCAAGGACGACGCCGGAGACGAGUCCAGAAGAAACGUCAGCCGGCAGGUCAACGAUCCCGCGGCGGCUCCUCUGGGCUCGGAGGAGGGCGGAGAUCAAGGCGAGCGGUCAGACCCUGAGAAGGAGGAAGACGUCGGCAUCGUCUUCAUCGCCGUGAAACCGGAAACUCCCCACAAACGGCCACACUCAGUGGCGGCGGCGACGGGGACCCCCGGCGGCGACGCUCACCUCCCGUGGAAAGGCGGCGGCGUGCUGUGGCCGCCGCCCUGCGUGUCCCUGGAGGCCACCAAGGUGAUCCCGGUGGACCUCCAGCAGGCCUGGAACCAAAGCAUCUCGUCCCUGGAGAGCAUCUCCUCGCCGCCGCCGGGCCCCGCCGAGCCCGUCCACCCUCGCGUCGGCGCUCUGUCCCGGCGCCAGGCCCCCCGGCCCGUCUCUUACACGCCGCCGGCCGGCACGGGGUUGCCCGCGCCGCCCGACUCCUCGCGCGUCCCGCUUGAAAAGGACGAAGAGGAAGAGGAGGCGGCGGACGAGAUGAUGCCGCUGGUGCCGUCUCUGAGGCCGCCGCCGCCGCCCUUGCCCGAGGCGGGGCCGGGGAGGAAGCCCCGCGUGUACCUGAGGAGUCUGGUGACGGCGCCCCCGCCCGGCCGAGGCCCCACUCAGCUGUGAGCGCCCGGCCGCGGUUCCUGUCUGUGGCGUGCGCGCCGUCUCCGGAGGUUUCCUCCGAUCGCGGCCUCCGCUCUAGCUGGCCGCACCGCCACGUGUACCUCGUCUCCAAUUGCACACCAAAAAAGUCACCAGCCCAAUUUAAUAAAAACAUU